Messenger RNA from Tarenaya hassleriana, 1143 nucleotides. RefSeq lists its product as uncharacterized. NCBI's taxonomy places the organism in Eukaryota, Viridiplantae, Streptophyta, Magnoliopsida, Brassicales, Cleomaceae. The transcript is spliced from 8 exons. The coding region runs from base 1 to 1143 and encodes 380 amino acids. The record is from RefSeq and is a predicted model, not a curated record.
AUGGCAUGUUCUGCCGGAAAACGCCAACUCUCCGAAGCCGAAAUUCAAAGACUAUUGAAGCAACGCAACAAAACUCCUGUCAAAUCCACCAAGGGUCAAGAUGGAAGAAUAAUAGAUUGUAUUCAUAUCAUGGAUCAGCCGGGAUUGGAUCAUCCUUUACUAAAGAACCACACUGUCCGAAUGAGGCCAAACGCCUUACCUAAAACUCAUUCCAAACAUGUGGAUUCGGAUCGGAAAAUGGAUGCCAUGUGGAAUCAACUUUGGAACGAGAACGGGAGAUGCCCGAAGAACACCAUUCCAAUCAUAAGAACGACAAGAGAAGAUUUGAUAAGGGAAGCUUCCCUGCCGAAGAAGAAGUUUCCACCACUAAACGGAUCUUAUGUUGCGCAAGAUGACCCAAAUGAGCACGAGUACGCAGUGAUGGGGACUACAGGAGAAUUCAUGGCAGCAAAGGCGCGUAUAGGAGUAUGGAACCCAAAGGUCGAGGCGGGCGCAAAUGAAUUCAGCUUGGCUCAGAUGUGGCUCGCUAGUGACCAGCGGAUCACCAACUCCUUGGAAGCUGGUUGGCAGGUUUACCCCGGAAUAUAUGGAGACGAUCGAACGCAUUUGUUCACAUACUGGACAGCUGAUGCAUACAGAAGCACGGGCUGCUACAAUUUGAGAUGUUACGGCUUUGUUCAAACCGACUACCGAAUGAUCGUCGGCGGCGCCUUACCACUUAUAUCCGUCUAUGAUGGUUUGGAUAUUUAUUUCGAUUUGGAAAUCUCCAUGGACCUCGAAACCAGAGACUGGUGGCUAUUAAUGGCUGGGCACCACAUAGGAUACUGGCGCGGAGAUGUAGUACCGGAAAUGGACCAAGGUGCACAAGUGUUUGAUUUGGGAGGCGAGAUUGUGAAUGAGAAUAAGCUACAGCACACGUCCACGGAGAUGGGGAGCGGUCACUUUCCGCUCGAAGGGUACGGUAAGGCGGCUUAUUUCUUGAACAUACAGGCCGUCGACUUGUCGAAUGACAUCCACGACGAUCUCGGAAGCUUCACACCAAAAGUCACUAACGGAAAUUGUUACACGUUGUACGCUUCGACGUUCCCCGAGGGAACCGGUUUUUACUACGGAGGCCCGGGCAGGCACGAAGAGUGCCCAUGA